This is a messenger RNA of Trichomonas vaginalis G3, 1098 nucleotides long. RefSeq names its product multidrug resistance protein YPNP-related family. Gene Ontology annotation, molecular function: xenobiotic transmembrane transporter activity; antiporter activity. The record is from RefSeq and is a predicted model, not a curated record. Gene Ontology annotation, cellular component: membrane. The transcript has a single exon. Bases 1 to 1098 code for a protein of 365 amino acids. Gene Ontology annotation, biological process: transmembrane transport. Lineage: Eukaryota; Parabasalia; Trichomonadida; Trichomonadidae.
AUGAAGAGUGAAACACAAACAGCUGAAGAUAUCAGACUAGGUGGGUCAUCACCAUUUGUAACCAUUAUGAAACUAUGCAUUAGUCCACUUCUUUUUGCAAUCUUUAGCGGCGUUCAAGACUCAAUUGAUCUUUAUAUUAUAAAAAAGGGUUUUGGAAAGGAUGGAGUAACGGUAGUUAGUAUUGCUGGUGGUCUAAAAUCCCUUGUAUCCCUUUUGUCCACCUUUGCAAGUGGUGGUGCCUCAGUAAAAACAGGGCAAUUAAUUGCAAAACAUGAAUAUGAAAAAGCAGGAAAAUUAUUUGUAGAGUUUAUUCGAGUAGGUUUAUUCAUUGGCAUUAUUCUUCCAUUAUUAUUGCUUCCUGCUUGUCCAAUGAUCCUCACAAAGAUUGGAAUGCCAGAAAAACUUAAAACGGUAGGUGUCAGAUAUUUAACUCCAAUUUUCAUUUAUCCAUUCUUUGUUUAUUUAUUUAACUUCCUGAAUAGCAUUCUUAUGUCAAUGGGAUUUUCAAUUUUAUCAUCAGUGAUACAAGUUUUGGCUUUACUUCUUUCUCUUGGAUUGGAUGCACUUUUCAUUUGGGGAUUUCAUGCUUCAAUCGGAUGGAUGGGUGUUGCUUUGGUCUCUGGUCCAUCAACAAUUUGUCUUAUAGUAUUCUUCCUAUUCAUUUUUAAUGUAUUUGCUGUCAAGCCAGUUUGGUCAUCAUUUUUUGCCAAACCAAGUCCAGAAUUUUAUGAUGCUCAUUGGCUGACAAUUCCAACUGUUGUAAUGGUCUUAUUCACAUUGACUUGCCCUCUCAUUGUAGUUGGUUUUGUGACCAAAGCUUCAAAGAAUAUUGGAAAAGAUAAAAUUUUCCCAACAGUUUAUGCAACAACUGCAAAAGCAUAUACAAUUUUGCUUACAUGUUCAAAUGAUGCUAUUUCUGGUCUUGGUCCAUGUGCCAAUUAUGCUUUCACAAGAAAUGAUUUAAAGAGAUUCACAAAACUUGUUGCAAAUGCAUUUAUUUUACCAGGACUUAUUGUUGCUACUAUAUGGCCUAUAAUGGUAUUUACUCCUAAGAUAGUAUUGAAGAUUUGGCUAGAUGAUCCUGAAAUGCUUGAAUAG